This is a messenger RNA of Impatiens glandulifera, 1277 nucleotides long. RefSeq lists its product as uncharacterized. The transcript is spliced from 3 exons. The coding region runs from base 136 to 1185 and encodes 349 amino acids. NCBI's taxonomy places the organism in Eukaryota, Viridiplantae, Streptophyta, Magnoliopsida, Ericales, Balsaminaceae. The record is from RefSeq and is a predicted model, not a curated record.
CAAUUUACACCCAGAGCCCGGCCACCGACCAUAUCUUAAGUGGACUCGUCGUACAAUAUUGUUUGCUAACCCCGCAGUCUGCUUCUCCCUAUCUUUCUGUUCUCUAUCUCGCGCACUUCUGACUUCUAAGGUAGGAUGCCUGUUGAAGAAUGGACACCUCUAGGUUACCCACAAUCUGUAAAGGUCGCAAAACCUCAUUGGAAUAAUCAUCCAGAAUGGACGACGACAUUCCUUGAAGUCAUAUACCACGACACGUUGAACGGCAUUCUGACAGGUCAAGCACCUGGCGGUGCAGGAUAUAAUCGUGUUGCCAAGGUACUUUGGAAGAAGUACAACGAAUACUUCACUCAGAAAAUGCUCAAGAACAGAUGGGAUGUCUUGAGAAAGCUAUGGCUAUUGUAUCAAGAUUGUAUUAACUCAUCUGGAACAAGUUGGGAUCCAAAGCAGAAGAUGAUUGUUGCAAAGGACGAAUGGUGGCAAGAUAAAAUUGGAGAAAGACCGGGCGCGGCGAAGUUCCGAGGAAAGUCGUUGCCAAACCUAGCUCUUAUGGAGUCGGUAUUCGGGGGUCGAACAGGGUCGGGUUUGAAUCUCGUGAACCACAACGGUGGUGCUCAAAGUCACGGUGAUCAAAACGAAGGGAAAGGUAGCAACAACGGGAAAGAGCAACAAGACGACGAUCAAAGGGAAGUUGAAGGCCCUCAGACACUAGUCGUGAUAACUCAAGGCAUCGACAACGAACACGAAGUUGGAAAAAAGUCUUGUGCUGCUGCGUCGGCAUCAAGAUCUGGGAAAAGAAAAAUUGAAUCUUUAUUCGGAGGAGGAACUAGGGAAAUAACACCGGAGUUUAAGAGAAACAAACAAUCUUUACAAAUAGUCAAUAUUAAUAACUCCACAUUUAGGGAAAUAAGUGGAUGGGUUAAUAAUAAUAAGUGUGAGGCGAACCAGUUAUCUCAAGUUAUGCAAUCGUUGAAGGUCGACUUGAAAUGGAGCACGUCGCACCCUGAUUGGUUAACUAUUGUGACUAUGUUUGUUGAGAACCACGCAUUGUUAGAAGGUUAUUUGUGGUUAGAUGACAAUCCUUCGCGUUAUGCGUUUGUUAGCCGACAGAUUAAGCGGUGGCGGGCAGCCAACCCAGGAACAUUUGAUGAUACCCCGGUUGUGUCUGGUCCAUCAAUGAGUUCUUGAGGUAAAAAUUAUAUGAUUCUAGAUUGUGUUUUCGAUUGUAAGUAUGAAAAAUUAUGCAUGUUAUUAUUAAUAUUAAUUAUCUCAAUGUUUAA